AUGUCUAUCCACCUAGCCACAGGCGUGCCAAUACGACAAGGUUAGUAGAGUUAUUGAAAUAUACGCAAACAUUUAAAUUGUUACUGCAAGGCUAUCUUUAAAACAGGGAAUGGGGAAUCCGGGGAAUCGGGGAAUCCAGGAAUCGGGGUAUCCGGGAAUCCAGAACUGAUAAGACGGGGAUAUUAGUGUGCUUGUUGGAAAACGCAUUCGCCACUGUAUACAAUGCGAAUCAGUUUUUAUGAUAUACUAUAGAUUAUAACAGCGCUGUGCACAUAUGUGAUUUUAAUAAUAAUAAUAUAUAAUAUAAUAUAAUGAAUUUGUCACUUUAUACACGAUACAAACUAAUUAAUUAAAGACAAAUAAAGACAGAUACAAAUCGUGACAUGGGAAAGGAACAGGACUCUCGUCCCAAUUGACACCUAACCCCUAAAAAGACGUUAAAUAUAAAUAAAGAUAAUGAACAGGUUAUAACACAUUAGUUAUAACAACUUAUACUAGCUAAGGUUUGAAUCGUGACUAUAAAAGUACUGAACGUUUACACACUGCGACUUACCCACUAUGGAGAUUACUAUUAUGAAUUAUUCAAAAUUAAUUUGGAAAUCACGAGUCAAUUUAUAACAUAUUUGUAAAUAUGAUGAAAAUGGCCGGAUGAUGGUUGAACAAAUCGCAAUGUGUAGACGCUGAUCACGCAGUGCCCGGAGGUACGUAAUGCGAUAACUUAGUAGAAUACAACUUAUGAAGAUGAGACUUGAAAAUACUUAAAGAAUUGGAGGAUUUGACAAGAGACGGUAGAGUGUUCCAUAGUUCAACCGUUCUAAUGAAAAAAGAAUUUCUAAAAUAGUCCUGCUUGUGUUUAAUUAUAAGAUUACAGUUGUUUUUAUCAUAAUUUCUUGAUUGGUAUCCAGGUUCAAAAGUACAUAUAUAUUUGUUCACAUCAGUAGUAAUUGCUCCAGUUCUAGAUUUAAAAAGUAGGCAUAAGUCUGAGAUAUCUCUUCUGAACUCAAGAGGGAGAAUCUUGAUCUUCGCGAGUUUGUCGGCAUACGUUAGGUCCUGUGGAUAGUCAAGAAUAAACUUUGUUGCCCUCCGCUGGACAUUUUCGACUAGUCUCUUAUGCUUGAUGGUAUAAGGUGACCAUAAGCUGCUGGCAUAUUCUAGAAUGGGCCUCACGAGAGCGCAGAAUAGUAAUUUUCUCACUCUUUGGUCGUGGGUAUCCUUGCAAGUUCGUUUGACAAGUCCGAGUGUUCUGUUGGCUUUGGCCACAGUUUCUUCUAUGUGUCUUGACCAGGACAUGUCACUGCAUACAGUCACACCAAGAUCUUUGACGUAUGGAACACAUUCCAGAGGUUGACCGUCCAAAUAGUACUGAGAUACAAUCUUCGUCUUUUUUCUCGAGACCCGUAGUGCUUGACAUUUAGAUUUGUUAAACUUCAUCGCCCAGUCGAGACUCCAUUUAUGAAGGUUAUUCAGGUCGUUUUGGAGGUGAAGGGUUGAGUCAGGUAGGAUGAUGGGUUUAUAAAGUUUGGAGUCAUCGGCAAACAGGGCAAUGGUUGAUUGGGAAUUGAUGUAGCUGGGGAGAUCGUUGACGUAGACGAGGAACAAGAGAGGACCAAGUAUGGAACCUUGGGGGACACCGGAUGUUAUUGGAAGCCAGUCAGAAUAAACACCAUCAAGAACAACUCUUUGAUAUCUGUCCGUGAGAUAGCUGCUAAACCACGAGAGAAGA
Messenger RNA from Paramuricea clavata, 1723 nucleotides. Lineage: Eukaryota; Metazoa; Cnidaria; Anthozoa; Malacalcyonacea; Plexauridae. The record is from the annotation of a GenBank genome assembly.